AGUUAUCAGAAUUAUGCUAAAAAUGAGUGAACCAGAAGAAUGUGAGUUAGAAGAUAAACCUAAAUAUAAAACUAUUGAGAUCAAUGAUACUAUUAUACUAGUUAGCGAUCUUUCACCUAAAACCAAUCUGAUAGUACAGGAAUUAAGAAGCAAUAUCGAUGAAUUUAUCUAUAUAAUUGACUAA
This is a messenger RNA of Scutellospora calospora, 184 nucleotides long. The record is from the annotation of a GenBank genome assembly. NCBI's taxonomy places the organism in Eukaryota, Fungi, Glomeromycota, Glomeromycetes, Diversisporales, Gigasporaceae.